AUGAUGAAGGAAGAACCUACCUCCACUUCCUCCGCUGCAACCUACGCUCCAGUGAUUCAAGGCUUUUCUUCAUCCCGAACACAGGUUAAGGAAGAAGAGAGCGCAUUGGUGCCUACAGCACAGAGCAGUACCACAACCUCACCAUCCACAUCCAUCAUGAUGCACAACAACAUGAAUCAGUCCAAUUCUAAUAACACUACUGGAGGCGCCUCCAACUACUCACCAUUGCCGACCUCAACUCCACCACAACAUCUCUCCAUUCAUGUCCCUCCAUCAUCGGCCACAUUGAAUAACGGAAGCUCCUCAAGCUAUUCCACACCUUCGCCUGCCUCCUCUCCACUACAACAUUCCCAGUAUUAUCAAAAUACUUUGUCGUAUCCGAACAGUCCUCACCAUCAUCAGCACCUAUAUCACACACAGCCUCAAUCACAACAAGCACCAUUACCAUCUUUGUCUUCACAAUUACAGCACCAACCAUCUUUGCAUGCUGCUAACCAAACAAUGAAUAAUACCACAUUGAACAAUAGCAGUAACAGUACGGAUAAUUCCCCACACAUGUCUCAACACCAAAUCACCAAACAUGUUUUGACCGAAUCAUCAUCCUCGGCAGCUUCAACAGCAUUGUCCUCACAAACUACAAAUUUCAUGAUUCAACAACAUCAACAACAUACGAUACAGCAACAACUCAGAUCAAAUUCUCCUUUCCCAACCAAGAACCAUUCAUCCAUGCCACCAACACUCCCCUCCAUCAGCAAUACGAUAGCUGCUACAGACUCAAAAUUACCUUCUUCUCAGCAACAUCACACAGUGUCGACAGCAUCUACACCUUCGUCACCAUCUCAACAUUCCCAACAUGUUGUUGUUGGUCAAACUUCUUCUUCAUCACCUUCACAUUUACAACAAGCAAUGUCGCAUCAUGCGCAAAAUUCAAUGACCUCCUCGUUUCAGACAGCUCCUCAACAGGCCAUAUUUCAUGAUUACACAGCAAAUGUGAGUGGUCAACGAAAAACCCAAGUAACCAUGUCACCUCAACAACAGCAAGAUGUAAACAUGGCCGGAGGAGAUUUUCAUCCCAUUGCUUGCAUUCCGUGUAGAAAGCGCCACAAAAAGUGUGAUCGUCGAUUACCUCACUGCUCGGAGUGUGUUCGCCGUUCGAUGGAAUGUCAAUUCUAUGAACCAAAACAAAAAGGACGAAAAAAGAAGGAUGGGGAACCAGGCACUGAGCAAAAUUUUUCUUCCUCACAACCAUCAUCACCUCAACAAAAUUCUCAAUCUCAAUUUCAGAGCUCACAAAAUAUAACACAGUCUGGUAACAACAUGAUGGAUCUUUCACCUUAUCCGGCAACAGGCAAUAACAAUUAUGGCAAUUCUCCCAUGAUGAACUCGUCAUCUCAACCCUAUAUCAACAACCCUCAAUCAAACAACCCUGCCAUCAGCAAUAACGCCCAACAUUCAACAAAUGCGAGUAAGCAACAACAAAUUCCAUCUCAACAAGCUAUUUCAUCUUCCAUAGCAUUUAACAACACUGCUGCAUCAACAAAUCAACGAAAUGCACCAAACGAUCCUGACCUCUUUCCACUGCCUUAUUCCUCUCAAGGGCAAUCUUCUGUAACAAGAUCACCUAGUUAUCAUCAAAUGAAAUAUAGAGCUGAACCAUAUCCAAGUGUUCAGCAGAAUCAUCAACAAACGAUCAAUGCCAACAAUAACAUAAUGUACAACAAUUCUCCUCAAGUAUAUCCAUCACACACAUUUUCUAGGGAAAGAGCUGUGUCUUCAGCCUCUUCAAUAAGUAACAGUGGAAUGUAUUCAGGAUAUGGCUCAAACCCGUCCAUGAUGAAUUUUUCGGAAAUUAACAAUAUGAACACUGGCAUGAAUAACAACUCAAAUAGCAUACCAGCAUUUGGUCAAAUGGCCGCAAGCAAUUACAAUCGAAAUGUUGGUGGCAUGUCCCCGGAGCAGUUACAAUCACCCAAUGAAAAUUUCAACACAACUUCACUGACGCGUUUCGUACCUAUCGAAAAAGAGUCUCUAAGGGAUCAGUUGAAUAGUCUUUCAAGAGCUCAACUUGAAAGUUGGCCAUGUCAAACAGUUUCACAAUGGAUUGAAUCAAUCGAUACAGCAUUUUUCCAUAACAAGAUUGGAGAAAUUUUUACAGAACAUGAUGUGGAUGGAAUUGCUUUACUAGGACUUCAUAAUCAAGCUCUACAGGAUAUGGGCAUUCACAAAGUUGGAAUUAGGGUUAAAUUGUGUCGAAUUAUUGAGCAUUUGAGGAUGCAAAAACAAUAA
This is a messenger RNA of Naegleria lovaniensis, 2286 nucleotides long. RefSeq lists its product as uncharacterized. The transcript is spliced from 2 exons. The record is from RefSeq and is a predicted model, not a curated record. Gene Ontology annotation, biological process: regulation of DNA-templated transcription. NCBI's taxonomy places the organism in Eukaryota, Heterolobosea, Eutetramitea, Acrasida, Naegleriidae. Gene Ontology annotation, molecular function: DNA-binding transcription factor activity, RNA polymerase II-specific; protein binding; zinc ion binding. The coding region runs from base 1 to 2286 and encodes 761 amino acids.